Molecule: messenger RNA, 1536 nt
Organism: Iphiclides podalirius (scarce swallowtail)
Lineage: Eukaryota; Metazoa; Arthropoda; Insecta; Lepidoptera; Papilionidae
Source: the annotation of a GenBank genome assembly
AUGGCUUAUAAAUACUUAAUGCUGAUAAUAGCUUUUGCCACAAUAGAGAUCAACUUCACAGAGAGUCGCCAGAGUGACAAAAGAAGAUGGAAAACGGAUAAAAGUUUAUACUCGCAUUAUGUGAAUAUUUGCGACAUUCAAGAUAGAGUAUCAAAGGUUCAUUGCUACUGUGAAAAUAUCAAAUUAAAAACGGCAACGAGGGCCGAUUGUUGGGUGUUCAACGGUGGUAUCGCAGAAGACGAUCCAUUCUGGUCUAAUUUCUAUUCACAGCCAAUGAUCGAAAAGUUAAGCUUCAACGUGAGGGCCGACGGUGGACUGACUUACAUACCGGCAAAGAUAAUUGUUAGAUUGGAGCGUUUGCAAAACUUGAAUAUACAAUACGCGAACAUUUACAGUAUACCGUCUUUCGCGUUCACAAACUCCACAUCGCUGCGCGAAAUAGUGCUGCCCAAGAACAAAAUCGUUAAACUCGAGAGAAUGUCUUUCGCGCACCUCAUAAUGCUGUCCAACGUCAGUUUGGUAGAAAAUCAAAUAUUCGAAUUGGAAAGGGACACCUUUUACGACUUACCAAAUCUGCAAAGAUUAUAUUUAUCAAAGAAUAAGAUAGAAGUUCUCCAUGACGGCUGCUUUAAGCAUCUGAACAACCUUAUCAAGCUUGAUCUUGGCAGUAACGCUCUGACGGUUAUAGUUCGGGAAAACUUCCAAGGACUGUCAAAUUUAAUCAACUUAGAUAUGAGAAACAACAAACUAAUGAUGAUAGGUGACUUAUCCUUCACCGAACUUUGGAGCCUCCAAGAGUUGUAUCUUGACAACAACGAAAUAGAAUUUAUAUCUGAGCGAGGUUUUGGUGGAUUGACUCAAUUGAGGAAACUUUCAGUAGCCGAUAAUAAGUUGAGAAUUCUAGACGACAAUUUACUUAACGAUGUUCAAAAGCUUAAUGUUUUGGAUUUAAGGAACAACAACUUGGAAAGUUUAAAACAGGAAACAUUGCAGAGUGUAAUGGAAAAUUUUAAGUCGAAUUAUGCCUUGCUGGCGCUUGACGGUAACAAGAUGACUUGCGACUGCAGUUUGUUGUGGCUCCAGAAGUUGAGUAAUGAAACUCGAAGCAAACGUGUCAAAACCGCGCUCGCCAGGCUCAGCUGCGUCAGCGAUAUCAAGAAGCCAAACGCGAGCAAUAUUAGAAUCGACAAAAAUAUUGGCGCACCCUUUAAAAGUAACACGAUGACUUUUAAGAGCAGCAUGGACAAAACUUACGAGGAAAUCGAUGGAAGCACCGACGAUGACGUCAACUACGAGGACUCUUUGCAGGAUCAGGUGAACGAAUCGAAAGGCACUAAUAUAGAGUAUCGCAGGAAAUUGUUGGAAUUGCACGCGGAAGCACUACCGUGUCCGAGUAAGCUUAGCUUUGAGGCGUCUUAUUCUCCACCCACUCAGGACGAAGUGAAAUAUUAUAAGUCGUCAUCUUGCCGAGCGCUCACAGUUAAUGUAAUUAUUUUAUUGCCCCUUCUCCACAUCGUGUUUGAAAAAAUUGUAAGA